AGCCAAAGGGCAUGUAUAUAGAUAUUUUAUCAAGCACAUUAGUAGAAUAUUACACACCCAUGUGUCCAUGAGUAGAUAAUGGAGAAUGGAGAAACUGGACACGGUUCUCUGGUCUCCCUUUGACAGGUUGAAGAUAUCCUCCUGACCUCUCAUAUCUCAAGCUCGAGUCUCCUUCCCAGUCGUCCAGAUUAUACCUGAACUCAACUCAAGCUCGCGUCGACUUAUAUUGCCGGGAUUCGCCAGGGAGGUGAUUUGUGUGAUUCUUCUGCUAAUAGAAACUGCAACCAGAGCUACCGUAUUACAGCAGUGCUUCGCCAGGUUACCGUGCAUUGUUAUCGUAAAUGGAUCACCAAUCUGUUAUUACACCAUGGGACCUGGAGUGCAUGCUAUGCGACGAAGCGGCAGAGCCGAAGGCCUUGCCGCUAUCGCUUCUGAAAAGAAUCACACAUGAUUUCUCUGAUGAGCAAGCAAUUGGCAGAGGUGGAUUCGCGGUGGUAUAUAAGGGAAUGCUUGAGAAUAGGACCGUGGCCGUGAAGAGAAUGUCGAAUACGUAUAUGUACGAGAAGGAGUUCCAGCGAGAAGUUGAAUGUCUCAUGAUAGCCAAGCAUAAAAAUGUAGUACGGUUUCUAGGAUAUUGUGCUGACACACAAGGGAAUAUGGCAAGGUAUGAAGGAAAAUUCGUCAUGGCAGAUGUCCAGCAAAGGUUGCUAUGUUUCGAGUAUCUUCCUAAAGGGAGUCUUCAUGAGUAUAUCACUGAUAUGUCUUGUGGACUUCGGUGGAGAGACCGCUAUCAGAUUAUCACGGGAAUUUGUCAAGGGUUACAUUAUCUUCAUCAUAAACAUAUUGUCCACUUAGAUCUAAAGCCCGCGAAUAUAUUGUUGGAUGAUAAUUGGGUACCAAAAAUUACCGAUUUCGGCAUAUCAAGGUGCUUUCAUGAAAUGCAAAGCCAAGUUAUUACUAAGAUAACUGGAACGCCCGGAUAUUUGGCACCAGAAUCUUAUAACCAUACUAAAGUCACAUACCGGCAUUCGUACCAGCUUGAUAUCUACAGUCUUGGUAUAGUAAUCAUAGAGAUACUCACUGGAAAUAAGGGGUAUCACGAUGUUGACAAGGUAGUUGAAAGUUGGAGUAACAUGUUGGAGCAAUCACAGAGCGAGGUACAGAAGAAACAAAUACGAGUAUGUGCUCAGAUAGGAAUAGAGUGCACAAACUUUGACCCGGCGAAGAGACCGGAUACACUACAUAUAAUUAGUAGACUCGAUGAAACCGAAAGUAUGGGCGGAUAUAUCAAAACAGGCAUGAUUACUUCACAACAGGUCGGAGAUGUUCUAAAUAAACUGCAUCAAGAUGCACCUAACACGCCAAGAGAAUCAAGCUCAGAGGAGAAUGCCACUGUAGUUACAGUGGCAGGGACAAACAAAUAUGACAGUUUUUGGAGAAAUGUGGCAAACCUUGACAUGUUCAAUGAGACCAUACAUAGUCUUGAUCCAGACAUCAAGCGAUGCUUUGAAUAUUGCAGUAUUUUCCCCAGAGGAUCAAAGUUGAGAAUGGUCGAGUUAGUUCACCUGUGGAUAGCGCAAGGGUUUAUCAAGAUCAGUUGUGCAACAGAAGACAUGGAAGAAGUAGCCGAGGGCUACUUUCAAGAGUUAGUGUCGCGCUCAUUUCUGCAACCAGAAGAAAGUAGUUAUGAUACCGGUUGCUUCACAAUUCAUGAUGCCCUGCUUGAUUUAUUCGACAAAGUUUCUGGAGAUUGCUUCAGAAUCGAGAAUGACUUUAGAGGAGGUGGCUGGGAAGGAGAUAUCCGUCGAGAUAUCCAGCAUCUUUUAAUUCGUUGUUAUGAUGGCAAAUUGAUUACCGAGAAGAUCCUUGGGUUGGAAAAUUUGCUCACUCUCAUUGUUUAUAAAGGUCACGCAGCACCAGGUGAGGAAAGAGUGAUUGAGAGUAUAUGCAAGAGACUGCCGAAAUUGCGGGUACUGGCCAUUCCUUUCAUCCUAGAACGUUAUCCGGGGAUGGAACCAAAUGAGUUGUCUGUCCCAGGAUCCAUUACCCAGUUAAAGCACCUACGCUAUCUUGCUCUCAGGACAAAUAGAGUAUGCAUGUUAACCAUACCAAGAGCACUAAAUAAACUACCAAGAGUUAUCCAGGUGCUAGAUUUUGGUGAUGGCAAAUUGGAUGAGGUUAACUGUGUUGACCUUAUCAACCUGCGGCACAUAAAUUCCGGCUCAUCGGAGUUCCAAUUUCGUAACAUAAGCAGGCUGACCUCACUCCAAACGAUAGCAUGUGCCUUCGGAAUAAGGGAUGCACCAGGAUAUGAGGUAAAGCAGCUGAGGGACCUAAACAAGCUUCGCGGCAGCCUGGAGAUAAAUGGUCUUGAAAUUGUUAAAAGCAAGGAGGAAGCUCUUGAAUCCAAACUAGCUGCCAAGGAACGGCUCAGCGAACUGAAACUGCAGUUUGGGCACAGUUCGCCAGAAGUCCAAGCAGAGGUACUUGAGGGCCUGUGCCCUCCCGUGGGGCUCCAAACACUGGAAUUGCGUUCCUACGAUGGCUCGAGGUACCCAGAUUGGAUGGUUGGUAAGCAGGACGGUGGCCCAAAGGACCUGCAAACACUUUCGUUCUGGUGUUGCUCCCAGCUAGAGCAUGCUCCCGAGGCUUUCCCUCAUCUGCGUGUGCUCAACCUUGCAUACUGUAAUUGGGACGCCUUACCAGGCAAUAUGGUGCACCUCACAUCACUCAAGAAACUCAAGAUCGAGUGGUGCUCUGAAAUCCGGUCGCUUCCAACACUGCCCCAGUCUCUUGAGGAGUUUUGUGUUGAGUGGUGCAAUGAUGGGUUUAUGAAGUCUUGUCAAAUAUUCAGACACCCAAACUGGCAAAAGAUUGAGCACAUCCCCAGGAAAACAAUCGAAGGCCUAGCACCUAUACAGGAUGUGGGAAUCAAGAUUCGGUCCGGCAUCAAUCUCCUGACAAGCUUUUGGCAUCGCAAGAAAGUAUGAAGGGCGUUCCAAAACUGCUGCCUCCCGAUGUGAUGGUGGCAUCUGAUUUGUAAUAUAAUUUAUGUUGGGAGAACUGUCGAAUUUGAUUCCUGGCUGCUAGCUACUCCCCACGUCUCAUAAUAUAAGAGCAUUUUUUUUACACUGAUGCCUUAUAUUAUGGGACGGAGGGAGUAUUUGUUUCUCCCCUUUGUUGUGUUUGUGUAUGUGUGAAGGAUCAGUUUGCAUCUUGCUUGAAAAGCUCUAACCUUACUGCCAUGCAUAUACAUCAGUGCGGCUGUUUUGCUUGGCAUAAAAGUAUACAUACAUCUCA
Molecule: messenger RNA, 3300 nt
Organism: Triticum aestivum (bread wheat)
Lineage: Eukaryota; Viridiplantae; Streptophyta; Magnoliopsida; Poales; Poaceae
Exons: 10
Coding region: 342-2990 (882 amino acids)
Biological process (GO): protein phosphorylation
Molecular function (GO): protein kinase activity; ATP binding
Source: RefSeq, a predicted model, not a curated record